This is a messenger RNA of Oryza brachyantha (malo sina), 1182 nucleotides long. RefSeq names its product VQ motif-containing protein 4-like. The transcript has a single exon. The record is from RefSeq and is a predicted model, not a curated record. Bases 132 to 845 code for a protein of 237 amino acids. NCBI's taxonomy places the organism in Eukaryota, Viridiplantae, Streptophyta, Magnoliopsida, Poales, Poaceae.
CCCACCCUCUUCCUAACCUCAAGUCGUCUCCUCUUCUUCUUCCUCUUCCUCCUCUCCUCUCCUCUCCUCUCCCAACACCAAAACCCAAGAAACCCACACCCCACGAACGCGCGCGCGCAGGGGAGGCAUCAAUGGAGCCGUCCACCAAGCAGCUCCUCCCGAUGCCUCAGCAAGACCCCAACUCGCCUUCGUCUUCUACCUCAUCGUCGUCGUCGUCAUCCACCUCGCCGUCUCACCCGAACCACCGUGCACCACUGCACCCUAACCUUCCACCGUCUCCGAGGCCCGUCCCCCGCACCAUCGAGACCACUCCCUUCCCCACCACCUUCGUGCAGGCCGACACCGCCUCCUUCAAGCAGGUUGUGCAGAUGCUCACCGGCGCCGAGCAACCCUCCAAGAACGCCACCACGGCGGCGACAACGGCCGCAGGAAACAGCAGCGCCGGAAUUGGUGGCAGCCAGGGGGCGAACGGGCCGUGCCGUCCCAAGAAGCCGGCUUUCAAGCUGUACGAGCGGCGGAGCAGUCUCAAGAACCUCAAGAUGAUCGCACCGCUCGCGAUGGGGGCGCUGCCAUCGCCGGGCAGGAAGGCCGGCACGCCGGAGAUUCUCUCGCCGAGCGUUCUGGACUUCCCGUCCCUCAAACUCAGCCCGGUCACGCCGCUCACCGGCGAGCCCUUCAACCGCUCGCCGGCCUCGUCCUCCGAGGAUGCCGAGCGCACCGCCAUAUCCGAGAGGGGGUUCUUCCUCCACCCCUCGCCGCGGGGCGCCGAGCCGCCGCGCCUGCUCCCGCUCUUCCCGGUCACCUCGCCGAGGAUGGCCGCCUCCGCGGCGGCGCCGUCCGAAUGAGUGAACCCAAAAGCUCCCGCUUUUGCGAGUGCCUCAUAACUAUCAAGUAAUCGACGAGUUACAACUACUGCUACUACCUCUCUCGCUGUACUGUUCCUCUUCGCAGUUCUAGUUUUGUGGCUGUUGUUCUUGAUCUGCUGCUGCCCUGCUGCUGUAAUUUUUGCCCCCUUCUCUGAAGGAGGAAGGGAGUUUCUUUUUCUUCUUUGGAGACCCGACACGCGAACGAUUGUACAACCGGAGCUCUAGAUUUCGGCUUCGGUUUCUCGAUCGCUUGCGGGCACUCCGAAAGGAUGGAUCAAUCGAUUAAUUAAGCUUAAUUUUGAGCUUGCUGUUCUAA